Messenger RNA from Corapipo altera (White-ruffed manakin), 2613 nucleotides. RefSeq names its product golgi associated, gamma adaptin ear containing, ARF binding protein 3 (gene GGA3). The transcript has 17 exons. Gene Ontology annotation, biological process: vesicle-mediated transport; intracellular protein transport. Bases 60 to 2312 code for a protein of 750 amino acids. Lineage: Eukaryota; Metazoa; Chordata; Aves; Passeriformes; Pipridae. Gene Ontology annotation, cellular component: trans-Golgi network. The record is from RefSeq and is a predicted model, not a curated record. Gene Ontology annotation, molecular function: ubiquitin binding; small GTPase binding; phosphatidylinositol binding.
CCCGCCCCCUCGCGGGGGUCUCGCGCGGGGUGGGCGGGGCCUCGGGCCGCGCCGGCAACAUGGCGGAGGCGGAGGGGGAGAGCCUGGAGUCGUGGCUGAAUAAGGCCACCAACCCAUCUAACAGGCAAGAAGACUGGGAAUACAUCAUUGGAUUCUGUGACCAGAUCAACAAAGAACUUGAAGGGCCACAGAUUGCUGUGAGACUCCUGGCUCAUAAAAUCCAGUCUCCACAGGAAUGGGAGGCAGUCCAAGCCUUGACAGUGCUGGAAGCUUGUAUGAAGAAUUGUGGGAGAAGAUUUCACAAUGAAGUUGGGAAGUUCCGCUUUUUAAACGAGUUAAUAAAAGUUGUGUCUCCAAAGUACCUGGGAGACCGAGUCUCAGAGAAGGUGAAGUCCAAAGUAAUUGAAUUGCUGUAUAGCUGGACAGUGGCAUUGCCAGAAGAAUCCAAAAUCAAGGAUGCCUAUUACAUGCUGAAGAGACAAGGGAUUGUCAUGUUUGAUCCUGUGAUUCCUGCAGACAGAACCCUGAUUCCUUCUCCACCACCUCGUCCCAAAAACCCUGUGUUUGAUGAUGAGGAGAAAUCCAAGCUUCUAGCCAAACUGCUGAAAAGCAAAAACCCAGAUGAUUUACAAGAGGCCAACAAGCUUAUAAAAUCCAUGGUAAAAGAGGACGAGGCUCGGAUUCAGAAGGUGACGAAGCGCAUGCACACUCUGGAGGAGGUGAACAACAAUGUCAAGCUGCUGAAUGAGAUGUUAGUUCAUUACAGCAAAGAGGAUUCAUCAGAGGCCGACAGGGAGCUCAUGAAGGAGCUCUACGAAAGGUGUGAAACCAAAAGGCGGACGCUGUUCAAGCUGGCCAGUGAGACAGAGGACAAUGACAGCAGUUUGGGGGAUAUUCUGCAGGCCAGUGACAAUUUAUCCCGUGUGAUAAAUUCCUAUAAAAAAAUAAUAGAGGGGCAAGUGAUCAAUGGUGAAGUGGAUCUGCCUGGGAUGUCUGUAGUGGAAGGGAGUAACUCCACAAAUAAUCUCAACACCCUCAUCGACCUUGCUGGACUGGACGUCACCAGCACCCCACCACCUCCAAUGCCACCCACCACCCUGACUCCAGCCCCCAGCACAGCCCCAGCCCCAGCUGAAAUCCCCAUCCUCCCACCUCCUCCCCAGACGUUCGCGCCGCUGCGGAGCAGCUCCUCCAGCCAAGUGGAAGCGGCGCCCGCUCAGCAGGGCAGCACAGCCAACUCCCUGUCCUUGCUGGAUGAGGAGCUCCUGUGCUUGGGCCUGAAUGACCCAGCCCCUGCAGCAGGGAAGGACACCUCUGAAAACAACCAGUGGAGCAUGUUUGAGAAUGACCAGCUGGACCUGGAUUUUUUCAAUCCGAAGGCGGUGACUGUUGCUUGCAACCCUACAGGGAACCCUCUUCUCCAUCACACACCACAGACCACGUGUGGGACAUCAGCCACGCUGCCUUCUGCUUUCCCAGCCUCCCAGACUGCUCCCAGCAUUCCAGCACCAAACUCAGCACCAUUUGUGUUCUCUGCUGGACCAGCUGCCCCUACCGGGCCUCCCAAGACUAUUCCAGCUGCUCCUGGAUACUUCAGCUCAUCUGUGGGCAGCAAUAUGUCACAUAAGAUGGAUGCACUGGGACAAUUCCUUGAUGAAGCCAAAGGGACUGCCACCCAAGGCAUGGCGACACCUUCAGUGUUCCCAGGGGUUGCUGUCACCUCUGCCCCGUUAGCAGCACCUGCAGGGCUGCCAGCCACUGCCCCUGGAGCCCCUCCAGCUCCCUUUCCAAGCAGCUGCACUGCUGGAUCAGGAAGUCCUCUCUUCCAGCCAGCAUCAUUCCAGCAGCAAGGCAGUCCCAUGAAAGCACCUGAAAUUUCUUUGGCCAAUGUCCACGUUCCCUUGGAAUCCAUUAAACCCAGCAGUGCCCUCCCAGUGACAGCCUACGACAAGAACGGGUUCCGGAUCCUCCUGCACUUUGCCAGGGAGUGCCCCCCGGGCCGGUCGGACGUGCUGGUCGUGGUGGUGUCAAUGCUGAACACGGCGCCGCUCCCCGUGAAGAACAUCGUGCUGCAGGCAGCUGUGCCCAAGUCCAUGAAAGUGAAGCUACAGCCACCCUCUGGCACUGAGCUGUCUCCAUUCAAUCCUAUCCAGCCGCCUGCUGCCAUCACCCAGGUCAUGCUUCUGGCAAAUCCUGCAAAGGAGAAGGUGAGGCUGAGGUACAGACUGACCUUCACCCUGGGGGACCAGCCCAGCACAGAAGUGGGUGAAGUGGAUCAGUUUCCCCCGGUAGAGCAGUGGGGGAAUCUAUGACCUCAGGACACUGCCAGAGACUGUGACAGGACCAGGGCAGGAUCCCACAGGACUGGAUGUGCCGUGGGGAGGGACACACAUGCUAUCCACUGGUGAUGUUCAGCUUUGUUUACAUGUCCUGACCACUCUGCUUGUAGCUUUAGUCCAGAAUGUUGUGCCCCGCCUUGAAGGGGCCCUGGAACAUUUAUGCCAAGCAUGAACUGAGCAGCAGCUGGUGACAGGCAGUGCUGGCUGCUUUUAUCAUGACCUCUGGGUGAAUCUGGUUCUAUCUUCCACUCUAUUAAACUUGAAGUUAUUGUAA